Messenger RNA from Zingiber officinale, 1647 nucleotides. RefSeq names its product protein tesmin/TSO1-like CXC 5. Bases 1 to 1602 code for a protein of 533 amino acids. Lineage: Eukaryota; Viridiplantae; Streptophyta; Magnoliopsida; Zingiberales; Zingiberaceae. Gene Ontology annotation, cellular component: nucleus. Gene Ontology annotation, biological process: regulation of DNA-templated transcription. The record is from RefSeq and is a predicted model, not a curated record. The transcript has 6 exons.
AUGAGCGCCGUCGCCUCCGACCGCUGUCUCCACUCCGCUCCUCCUCCACCUGCAUUCCUCCUUCAUUUUCUCUCCCCUCCCCAAAAUCCACGCCCUCCUCCUCACCUCCGGCCCUCACCGUUGACUCCUUCGCAGCGGCUGACCUCGCUCACUCCCUCCCCUCGGCGGCUUCUUCGCCUUCAACCACAUCCGGCGGAGGACAGCUGUAAUGGAAUACCGUGGCCGCUUGAACUCUUGCACCGACUGCAGCUGACAAUAGCGUCGGAGCCUCGGAGGGUUCCAGGAGCGGAUCGGGAACAGAUCGGGAAGAGGCGAGUGGAGAGAAGAUGCGGGAGAAACCGCGAGCUUGCAGCCAAACUCUUUCCCCCUUUUGAUCUGUUCCCGAUCCGAGGCUUCGAUGCUAUUGUCAGCUUAAAGUUAUUUCUAUAUCCCAUUGCCAAACUUUCUCAUUGUCCUUUGUUAUUCAUUUUUGCAUGUAGGUAUUGCGAGUGUUUUGCAACUGGAGUUUAUUGUGAUGGAUGCAACUGUACAAAAUUUUGUAACAAUGUUAACAAUGAAACUGUUAGGCAUGUGGCUGUUGAAGCCACUCUAGAACGCAAUCCUAAUGCCUUUAGGCCUAAGAUUGGCAGUGGUACACAGACACUUCGAGAUAGUAGGGAUGAAACAGGAGAACCUCUGUUUGGAAGGCAUAAUAAAGGAUGUCACUGUAAGAAGUCAGAGUGCUUCAAGAAAUAUUGUGAGUGCUUUCAAGCCAAUAUUUUCUGCUCUGAAAAUUGCAAAUGCUUGGACUGUAAGAACUUUGAGGGAAGCAUAGAGAGGAAACCUCUCUUCCGUGGUGAUCAUGGAAGCACUCUUUACAUGCAGCAUGCAGCCCUAAACAGGGCUGCCGGUGCUCACAUAUUUCUGUCUCCAACAAUAUCUAGGAAGAGGAAAAUCCAGGAUGUGUUCUCAUGCACAUCUGUAAAUGGCCAAUCCACCAAAAGUUUUACACAGUCUAAGACUCCUGUACAAGUGUCGUCUUCUAUUCCCAUUCCUGCAGCUAGUUGUACUAAUACUGUUCCAGUGGCAUCUACUAAGGUCAUUUAUAGAUCUCUUCUAUCAGCCACUGUACGAACAGAACAUGUUAGGGAUCUCUGCAAACUCUUGGUGAUGGUGUCUGGAGAGGUUGCCAAAACUGUCGCUGAUAGACAAAUUGAGGAGUCAUCCGUGCUGGAAGGCCAUGUUGAAUGUUCUCCACACUCAGAUUAUGAGAGAGAUCAGAGUCAGAAAGAUUUAGAUAUGCCCAGAACCUCGGCUGAUGAGUGUUCAAGUGGAAUUCCUCUCAACAAACCUGACAAAGAAGAGUCUAGGUCUGAAUGCGGGGAAAGAGAGAACGGAGGAAAGCCAAUGUCUCCUGGAACUUUGGUGCUAAUGUGCAAUGAGAAAGACAUGAUUUUUAUGGCCUCUCAAGUUGCUGCUGCAGAUCCAAGCUCCUCAAACAACCGAAGUGCAUCAGAGGCCUAUGUAGAGCAAGAGAAAGGUGUACUAACCAAGUUCAGAGACUAUCUCCUUAAGCUAGUUACCUGUGGUCAGAUGAAAGGUAAGCAUGUUUUCCCAUGCUAAUUGUUGUAAAGGUUGAAAAAGGAUCCUGACAUAAACAUUGUGAAA